Neoarius graeffei (lesser salmon catfish) is the source of this 2073-nucleotide messenger RNA. RefSeq names its product tripartite motif-containing protein 16-like. The record is from RefSeq and is a predicted model, not a curated record. The coding region runs from base 180 to 1844 and encodes 554 amino acids. NCBI's taxonomy places the organism in Eukaryota, Metazoa, Chordata, Actinopteri, Siluriformes, Ariidae. Gene Ontology annotation, molecular function: protein binding; zinc ion binding. The transcript has 6 exons.
CUUCUCAGACACUCCUCUUAACUUCAACAGAAAUGAAACUUAAAUGGAUCCUUUCCCUCGGUGUGUGUGAAACUGAGUUCACUGUCUGAAGACCUUUUCCCUCUUCGUUUUUACUGACAUCAUAUCCUCGCUUUUAUAUCUCUUGCCUUUUCUUUUUCUGUUUACCUGAGCAAAGUAAAAUGGCAGAGACGAAUCAGUUCAGCUGUCCAAUCUGUCUGGACCUAAUCAAGGAUCCAGUGACUCUUCUCUGUGGACACACUUUCUGUAUGGUGUGUAUUAAUGACUGCUGGGAUCAGGAGGAUCAGAAUGGAGUCUAUAGCUGUCCUCAAUGUAAAGAAACCUUCACUCCAAGACCUGCUGUGAGUACAAGUGCUGUUCUGGCUUUAGUUAUGGAGAAACUCAAGACAGGACUCCAAUCUACACGUCCUGCUCACUGUGCAGCUGGAUCUGAAGAUGUGGAGUGUGAUUCCUGCACUGGGAGAAAAUACAAAGCCAUCAAGUCGUGUCUGGUGUGUCUGGCUUCUUUCUGUGAAACUCACCUCCAGCCUCACUAUGAAUCUUCUGCCUUUAAGAAGCACAAGCUGAUCGACGCCUCCAGACGACUCCAGGAGCAGAUCUGCUCUCAGCAUGACAAACUGCUGGAGGUUUACUGUCACACUGAUCAGCAGUAUAUCUGCAUGUUGUGUAUGUUAGAUAAACAUAAAGGACAUGAUAUGGUAUCAGCCGCAGCAGGACGAGCUGAGAAACAGAAGCAGCUGUUGAAGACACAGAGAAACUGCCAACAGAGACUCCUGGACAGACAGAAGGAGCAUCAGGAGCUAAGAGAAGCUGUGAAGAUUUAUGAGCGCUCUGCACAAAGAGCAGUGCAGGAAAGUGAGAGGAUCUUUACUGAGUUGAUCAAAGCCAUUGUGAGAAGACGCUCUGAGGUGACAGAGCUGAUCAGAGCUCAGGAGAAAGCUGCAGUGAGUCGAGCUGAAGAAGUCCUGAAGAAACUGGAGCAGGAGAUUGCAGAGCUGAGGAGGAGAGACGCUGAGCUGGAGGAGCUUUCACACACAGAAGAUCCUGUCCAUUUCCUCCAGAGUUUCCCGUCUCUCUCGGACACUCUUGGAUCUGCAGACCUGUGCUCCAUCAGGCUCAGUCCUCUUGUCUUUCUUGAAGAUGUAACAGCAUUUGUGUCUAAACUGAGGGACAAAGUGGAAAAAAUGUGCUAUGAGGAGUUCAGAAUGGUAUCAAAUGCAGUAAAAGAAAUCCAGAUUAUUCCACUUCCUGAUCCUAAAAGCAGAGAAGAGUUCCUCCAGUAUUCCUGUCCGUUCACACUGGAUCCCAACACUGCGAAUAAACACCUCUGUCUGUCGGAGAGGAACACAGUGGUGACCUGCAGUGAAACAGGUCAAUCGUAUCCUGUUCAUCCAGACAGAUUUGACUAUUAUCUCCAGGUGUUGUGUCGAGAGAGUGUGUGGGGACGCUGUUACUGGGAGGUCGAGUGGAGCGGACGCCAUGGCGUUUCUCUUGCAGUGUCGUAUAAAAACAUCAGCAGGAAAGGAAAAGGUCCUGAAUGUUUGUUUGGCCGAAAUGAUCAGUCCUGGAGAUUGUUUUGCUCUCUUUCCUGCUACUCAUUCAGACACAUUAAAAAAGAAAUUAAAAUCCCUGUACAGCCCAGAUCCUCAAGGAUAGGAGUGUAUGUGGAUCACCGAGCAGGAAUUCUGUCCUUCUACAGCAUCUCUGACAUGAUGACACUCCUCCACAGAGUUCACACCACAUUCACUCAGCCUCUUUAUCCCGGGUUUGUGGUCUGUUCAGGAUCAACUAUUAAGCUGUCAUUUCUAGAUGCAUUCAUGAAAUAAUGUGUUAACUAGAAUGAGUGAAAAAUCAUUAACUUUGAUGAAUAAUUGUGGAUUUUCAUGAUGCUUCUUCUUACUUUUUGAUAUGAUCAUGGUACUGCAUGGUUUGUGAAAAUCUCACAGGACAUGGACGGUGUACAGGAACGUGAUAAAAAGACUGAACUCUGAAGGACAUCACCUGUGUUUGCACAUGAACGAAGCUUCAAUAAAAACUAUUCAUCUUCUCACAGCA